AUAGCAGACGCCAUUAAAGCUCCCUGAACCACUAACAGGAACCUCAACUGGACGAUGGGGACAAGAAUAAAGAUCUACGCCCAGGAUGUUGAGCUUUCUUUCGUCCCCCCUGUAACUGGGGAAAGCCAAAAGAAAAGCAGGCUGAAACUCGGCGGCUGA
Messenger RNA from Linum tenue, 159 nucleotides. The record is from the annotation of a GenBank genome assembly. Lineage: Eukaryota; Viridiplantae; Streptophyta; Magnoliopsida; Malpighiales; Linaceae.